GCCCCACCUGUGUCACUCCUCCUGGGAUAGAGAAAUAGCCAGCUGCUGCCCCCUGGCUCUCCGCUGCCUCUUCUCUCACUGCCCCUCUGUAUCUGCUCCAGCCAGGAACCAUUAGCCCCACCGCCCCAUCAGCUGCCACUUACCCGCAGAGAAGGACGGCUGGACCCUGAGACCUGCCCUCCCGCUUUGGGCUGGACGGAACCAACUAGCAACACACAAGCGUAUGCCAAGGUGUACAACACAAGAAGCAUCAGAAUGGAGAACAUCACACAGAUCUCCAGAGAAGACCUGGAGGAACUGAGAGAGGCCUUCAACAGAAUUGACAUUGACAACAGUGGGUAUGUGAGUGACUUUGAGCUGCAGGAGCUUUUCCGGGAGGCCAGCUUCUCCCUGCCGGGCUACAGAGUGAGGGAGAUCGUUGAGACCUUCAUCGCUGGAGACACCAACAAGGACGAGAAGAUCAGCUUCGAAGAGUUUGUGUCUAUCUACCAGGAGCUGAAGAGCAAGGAGUUCAGUGAGAGUUUCAGGAAGAUCAUCGCUAGGAAAGAUGGGAUUCGCUCAUUUGGAGGGAUGUCGGGAAUCUCCAGCGAGGGAACACAGCACUCCUACUCCGAUGAGGAGAAGGUGGCGUUUGUUAACUGGAUCAACAAAGCCCUUGACAAGGACCCAGACUGCAGCCACCUGCUGCCCAUGAACCCUCAGAACGACAGCCUCUUCAAGUCUGUACGGGACGGCAUCCUACUCUGUAAAAUGGUCAACUUGUCUCAGAAUGACACUAUUGACGAGAGAGUCAUCAACACCAAGAAGAUGUCCACCUUCACCAUGACUGAGAACCUGGUCCUCGCCCUGAACUCGGCGUCGGCCAUAGGCUGCACGGUGGUGAACAUUGACGCCAGCGACCUGAUGGCUGGGAAACCCCACCUGGUUCUGGGGCUCCUCUGGCAGAUCAUCAAGACCGGCCUGCUGGCCGACAUCGAGAUCGGCAGGAAUGAGGCUCUGAUUGGUCUCCUGGGCGAAGGAGAGGACCUAGACCAUCUCCUGUCCAUCUCCCCUGAGGAGCUGCUCCUGCGCUGGGUCAACACACACCUGACCAACGCAGGCACCCAGACCAUUAGGAACUUCAGCGAGGACAUCAAGGACUCCAGGGCCUAUUUCUACCUGUUGGACCAGAUCUCCCCUAAAGGAGAGCGAGAGGACGAGCUGGCGGUGAUCAUUGACAUGAGUGGUCUCCGCGAGCGAGACCUUAACCAGAGGGCAGAGCUUAUGCUCAAGCAGGCGGCCAGGAUGGAAUGCAGGCAGUUUGUGUCCCCUCACGACGUCACCUCCGGGAACAGCAAGCUGAACCUGGCCUUCGUGGCCAACCUGUAUCACAUGCACCCCUCGCUGCCCAACAACAACGUGGACCCCGACAUGCACAUAGAGGCUGAAUCCAGGGAGGAGAAAACCUUCAGGAACUGGAUGAACUCAUUGGGUGUAGCGCCCUACGUCCAUCAUCUGUACAGGGAUCUGCGUGACAGCAUGGUGAUUUUCCAGCUCUUUGAGAAGAUGAACGUAUCUGUUGACUGGAAGAAGGUUAACCCAUCUCCAUACCCUGUUUUAGGGGCUAACAUGAAGAAGCUGGAGAACUGUAACUACGCGGUGGAGCUGGGAAAGGAGGCAGCUCAAUUCUCAUUGGUCGGUGUUGGAGGAGUGAACCUGAACGAGGGCAGUUCCUUGCACACCCUGGCACUGCUCUGGCAACUGAUGAGGAGGUACACAGUGAUGGUGCUCUCAGACCUUGGCGAAGGACAGAAGAUCGGGGAUCAGAUCAUCCUCAACUGGGUGAACACGACGUUGACCCAAGGACGCAAGAACACACAGAUCACCAGCUUCAAUGACAAGCUGAUUAGUACCAGUCUACCAGUGCUGGACCUUAUCGACACCAUUGUUCCCAGUGCCGUCAAGCAGGAGAUGAUCAAGAGAGCAGAGAAGGGAGUUCUCAGUGAAACUGACAAAUUCAACAAUGCCAAGUAUGCCAUCUCCAUGGCCCGUAAAAUCGGAGCGAGGGUCUACGCGCUUCCCGACGACCUUGUGGAGGUCAAGACCAAGAUGGUUCUCACCGUGUUCGCCUGCCUCAUGGGCCGCUGGAUGAAGAAGGCCGAGCGCUGAUCAACUUCCCCUCCCUCACGCACACUCACAGACACACACACACACACACACACACACACACACACACACACACACACACACACACACACACACACACACACACACACACACACACACACACACACACACACACACACACACACACACACACACAAAUCAUCAGCCAGCCUUCCUCAAAACAGCAUUGAAUCCUCUAUUUAUAAUGUUCAAUUAGUUCUGCUAAUAAUAAUGCUAUUGCUAAUAAUAGCACUAAUAGUCAAUGUGUAGAUAUCAUUGAUGCAUAUUCUCUGAGUUGUUCAUGCAUGUCAACACACAUACUAGUAAAAUCACUUAAUAAUCUGGCAUUGCUGUUAUAUCUCAAUAACUUUUUUCUGCCUGUGCUGUGUAUGCUUGUGUUGUCCCCCCUGUCUGUAAUACCCCCCCCCCCCCUUCUUUGCCUGUAAAUGAAAAUGUGUCCUGCUUGUACUGUCCCCCUGUCUGUAAUACCCCCCCCCCCCCCCCCCUCUAUGACUUUGUAAUCUGCGACUUUGGGUAUCUGAAAAGCGCAAUAUAAAAUAAAGAUAUUAUUAUUAUUGUAAUGACCCUGAUAUUUCUGGUUUUUGAAUGUUUUGCGAUUUUAUUUUUUGGAGGUUAAUAUGAGGUUAUUGUAUUGUAUUACAUUUGAUGUAAUCUGUAUCAUAUACCUUUGCUAAAGAGCGGCAAAACUAUGAUUACUAACAUGUGACUAUUGCAAAAGUCUGUAAAUGUUGAAAAAUGAUGAAUACAAUUAUUUAAUUAUUAAACAGAAUACACAAAAUACGAAA
Gadus morhua (Atlantic cod) is the source of this 2951-nucleotide messenger RNA. RefSeq names its product plastin 1 (I isoform) (gene pls1). Gene Ontology annotation, biological process: actin filament bundle assembly; actin filament network formation. Bases 256 to 2148 code for a protein of 630 amino acids. Gene Ontology annotation, cellular component: cytoplasm; actin filament bundle; actin filament. The record is from RefSeq and is a predicted model, not a curated record. Gene Ontology annotation, molecular function: calcium ion binding; actin filament binding. Lineage: Eukaryota; Metazoa; Chordata; Actinopteri; Gadiformes; Gadidae. The transcript is spliced from 16 exons.